Molecule: messenger RNA, 201 nt
Organism: Mycena citricolor
Lineage: Eukaryota; Fungi; Basidiomycota; Agaricomycetes; Agaricales; Mycenaceae
Source: the annotation of a GenBank genome assembly
CCUCCCUUGGUCCAGUUCUCUGGGAGAUGUUCCUCAUCCUUGAGUGUCUGGGUCCAUGUCUUCCUGACCAGGGAAGAUUUUAUUGAUUUUGCACCGUAUUUUGCAUUGUUUGUCAAUUUGCAAUCUAUGAGUAUUCUCGUGUUAAGUGUUCGCGUCCACCUGUUUUUGAUUUCGACUUCUGAUGCUUCGUCUUUCGCUUGA